Vicia villosa (hairy vetch) is the source of this 1389-nucleotide messenger RNA. RefSeq lists its product as uncharacterized. The record is from RefSeq and is a predicted model, not a curated record. The coding region runs from base 1 to 1389 and encodes 462 amino acids. The transcript has a single exon. NCBI's taxonomy places the organism in Eukaryota, Viridiplantae, Streptophyta, Magnoliopsida, Fabales, Fabaceae.
AUGAACUUCGAAAGCUUCACAACUAGGGGAUACAACAUUGACGAACUCAUGUUCGUUCAAGGAUGGAAGAAGGUGUUAACCCUAGACCUAGAAAAUGACCCAAAACUUGUUCGUUGCUUUUACACAGCAAUAAAUCCCGACAACAAUGACAUGGUGCUAAAAUCCACUCUCAAAGGUAUCACAAUAACCCUAACUCCUUCACUCAUCUGUAAAAUUCUUGAGAUUCCCGAUUCUGGUGUUCAUCUCUUUUCAAAGGAUUGGGUAGGCACAUAUAACACUGAUAUGGAUAGCAUAUAUCUUGACUUGCUCGUUGAUACUGCCAAACCCCUUGUUUCAUCAAAUCUCAACCUUACUCCUCGCAUCUUGCACAAUCUGUCUGUUCACAACAUCAUCCCACGAGCUGGCAGUCUUGAAAAAAUCUCUAGGUAUGAUGUUCUUGUUAUCUUUCAUCUGUUAAAUCGUCAUCCACUUCAUUUGGGAUACCUCAUUCUCAACUUCAUGAGACACGCUAGUAAAAACGCUCGAAGUGCACCCUAUGGAAUUUUUUUAACACUUGUGUUUAAAUAUUUCCACAUCUCUCUUGAGGGUGACACAUCCUUCAAAGGUGCAGGCUCAAUUCAUGGUUGUAGGCUGUCCAAAAUGAACAUUCCCUUGCUCCCAAUUCCACAAAAUUGUAAACAUCUGGUCAAAACAUCUGUUUCUAAGAAAAGAGUCAAAACCUAUAACACUGAAACUAAAAUUGCACCUGAAAAUGUUGUUUCUGGUGACCCCUCAAUCAACCCUCAAGAGUCUAUACCAACAACUGCUGAAGUUUCUAAAGCUGUCUUUCCUCCUGAACAAACUGUGUCUCCCAUUGAAGAACAUUUCUCAUCCUCUCAACUAGAACAACCUUCAGAACCAUUUCUCCCACAAGAAAUUACUUCACCCAUUCCCUCAUUCAUUACACCUCCUGAUCAAACCCUACCAACUGAGGAAAAUGUGUUUGUCUCUAUUUCAUCACCUAAAGAUAUUGCUGGAAACACAAGUGUCGAAACAUCCAAUCCUCAAAAUCCUCCAGUUUAUCAGACUCCUGACUUUGACCCCUCUCAUUUACAAUCUCAUGGAUCCUCAUCCAUUCCAGACCUUGACCUUAAUAUUGCCUCUAACCUACCUCCUCCAGAAAUGAAUGACCAUCUUGAUGAUUUGCUCUUUCAGCAUCAAGUUCUUUAUCAAACGCAGUGUCUGUCCUACUCAAGUGGAUUUGAUCCAACUGCUGAAACAUUGUACACCUUAAUACCGCCCCUUCAUCAAACCACUUACUCCACACCUCCUACUAUUAUGAUUAAUGAUGAUCCAGACUUUACACAAAAUCCUUUUGCUCCUACCCCGACUCCUCAGAAGAACAACUAA